Messenger RNA from Podarcis muralis (Common wall lizard), 3022 nucleotides. Lineage: Eukaryota; Metazoa; Chordata; Lepidosauria; Squamata; Lacertidae. The record is from RefSeq and is a predicted model, not a curated record.
UGUCAAUUUGAUUUAAAUUUCACAGCAAGAGAAAAGUUCUUCCCCUACCCAUCUGUUGUUCAUGGAUGAUGUUGUUCUAUUUCAGGGUGGUCCAAAUUUUGAUUGCAAGUGGGCUGCUACAGCACCUAUGGGUCACUUAUUGCCAUGCUGCACAGCAGGCGUGAGUGAGCCCAAAAUUUGACAACCCCCACCAAACUUCAUGCUGCCUAAGCAUGGUGCUAGGCUUUGGGAAGGACAAGGCGUGAGGCUCUGGCAGCAUUCUAGAGCCCCCUCACUUCCUUUUCAAAGCUGGAAAAGCACUAACUAGGCUUUGUGAUGGAGACAGGAGGACUCUGGGACCCUGUCAGAGCCAGCCUUCAUGCCUCCUUCCUAAAGCCCAGGGCCUUGCUUACCUGACUUUGGGAAGGAAUUUGAGCGCUGGGGGAGGGGGCAUCAAAUGUUGCCAAAGGCCACCAAAAAGGACCUUGAGGGCUACAUGUGACCCUAGGGCUGUGUGUUGGACCAUAGCGUUUUGCUAAGUUUGGUUACAUGUUUUGUUGAGAUAGCAACAUAACACACAAUAAGAUUACUCAGGAGUUUUUCCACAAAGAAAGCUUAGCCCUAAUUUUUAAUUGAUAUGAAAAUGUUCUAGAGGCAGGCAUGACAAUAAGUAUUUCUCAAAUAUAUUAACUUACUACAAAAAUAUUCUGUUUCCUUCAUCCAUAUCCUAUGUCCAAACUAGAGGAUGCAUCAGGUAAGAAACUUGUGACUGAACGUGACUGAAAAUGAAGGAUGAACGCACCAAAUAUUGACAAUGUUUUCAAUAGCAGAUAUCGACUGCACAUCGGUUAUUUGUACCAUGCAGUCUAAAUUAAUGCUUCUUUUCACAAGGGUGAUUGCUUCACUAUCUGUGUUGUAACGCACUUCCUGCUCAUCCAGACUGGCAAGCUCAAUGUGACUUUCAGGUCGGCUUGUUCAUUGGCCAUGAAAGCUCUCCCAAUUUAUUCAGUCUUUGUAUGAUUUGCUGCACUACAUUUGACAAAGGUAGAUAAGGCAGUGGAGAGUUAUAUAUUUCCUUUCAGGGUGGGUGCGUGGCUCACUUGAUUUCAGUCAAAACCUGGUGGCAUAUUCAGAAUUUAUUUGCUGUGAAGUAGAGCAAUUACUUCUAGAUGCUGGUUGAAAUCAGGAGAUCCCAGCUCAGAUCUGACUAGGAAUCUACUCACCGAGGGGUCUGGCCUAUCAUCCUUACCUCCAUUAGGAUGCCCAUUGAUGGAUAAAAGGGUGAGGUUGUCCGUGAUGGGAAGAUGGUGGUGUUUGAACAUGGAUAUUAUGGUUUAAUAAUAUUAUUUCAUGGCUGUGUUAAAGAAAAUGUACAUUGUUGUCAGUAACAUGUAAUUCUGUACCCAACCUUGAUGUUGAAGACAUAGGAAUUAACCUAUUUUCAGCCCAGGUCUAGAGCUUAUGUUGAUGAUUAACCCAUCUUUCCUAGUGGAACACAUACUGGAAAUAAAAGAACUAAGAUUAUUUGGAGAAGGUUGGAGUUGGAGUUGGGGUUUGGCUGGGGCUCUAAUAAGCAGCUGUGUUUUCACCUUGUCUUUCUUUAGUAGUUUCCUGGAUAUAUUUGACCAAAAGAAGAGCCUUAGAGGAAGAUGGAAGUGGCUGUAACAGGAGCUCUGUUCCUUCUUUGGGUUCUCUUCAUCUUCAUUUCCCAUUCCUUAAAAAUGUACAAGGAGAAAAGCCAGCUACCUCCAGGCCCCACUCCCUGGUUCUUCCUGGGGAACCUGCUGCAGAAAGAUGUCAUGCCUCUGAACAAAAACUAUUCAAAGCUGGUUGAGAAAUACGGCCCUAUGUUCACAAUCUGGAUGGGACCCAAACCUAUGGUCGUGCUUUGUGGAUUUGAUGUGGUAAAAGACGCUCUGGUGGAUCAUGCUGAAGCGUUUGGUGGGCGUAUUAACAGCCCCAUCAUUGAUCGAGUGACCAAAGGCCACGGGAUAGUUAACUCUAGUGACAUAGAAUGGAGAGAGCUGCGCAGAUUCACGGUUAUGACACUGAGAGACUUUGGAAUGGGGAAGAGAUCCAUGUCUGAGAGGGUGCAGGAGGAGGCUGUGUGUCUGGUGGAGGCAUUGGCAGCCACAAAAGGACAGGGCUUUGAUCCGACAACUAGAAUCACAUCCGCUGUUUCCAAUGUGAUCUCAUCAGUCAUCUUUGGGACUCGCUUUGACUACGCAGACAAGACCUUCCUAAAGCACCAACGCAUUAUAGAGAACCAAGUUGACUUCUUUCAAUCUUUCUUGGGACUGCUGUACUCUGCUGUCCCUAAAAUAUUGGACUACUUUCCUGGAAGACACCAAAAGAUUUUUUCUGAUUGUGAUGAGUUGUGUGCUUUCGUCCGUGAGAAUGUGAAAGUACACAUGCAGACGCUGGAUCCUCAGAACAUCCGUGACUAUAUUGAUUGUUUCCUUAUCAAGUCUGAGAAGGAACAAAAGUCUGCUAGUGACACCUUCAGGACCGAAAACCUUGUCAUGACAGUGUUUGGACUUUUUGUGGCUGGGACAGGAACCACAAGCUUUGCCUUGAUCUCUGGCCUCAUGGUGAUGGCUAAGCUGCCACAUAUUCAAGCAAAAGUCCAACAGGAAAUUGAUGAGGUGAUGAGUGCCACCCGUGCCCCUAGCAUGGAAGAUCGUGUGAGGAUGCCUUUCACCAAUGCAGUUAUCCAUGAGAUUCUGCGAUACCCACAAUCAAUUAAUGAGACCAUUCCCCGUACAAUGUCUUGUGAUACAAAAUUCAGGGGGUUCACCUUCCCUAAGGGCACUGCUGUUGCUCCAAUGUUCACAACUGUGCACCAUGACCCUCUCCAGUGGGAGACUCCCGAACAGUUCAAUCCUGGACAUUUCUUGGAUGUGAAAGGCCAGUUCAAGAAGAAAGAUGCCUUAAUAGCCUUUUCGGCAGGUAACUAUAUGAGCCUGUGGUAACUUCUGUGCAUACAAUACCAUUUCCAUUUUCUUUCAAGAGACAGUGUAAGGAAAGAGAUAUGGCUGCGCUG